Messenger RNA from Hippoglossus stenolepis (Pacific halibut), 7432 nucleotides. Its product is annotated as muscleblind-like protein 1. The transcript has 12 exons. The record is from RefSeq and is a predicted model, not a curated record. Gene Ontology annotation, molecular function: metal ion binding. Bases 2637 to 3986 code for a protein of 449 amino acids. NCBI's taxonomy places the organism in Eukaryota, Metazoa, Chordata, Actinopteri, Pleuronectiformes, Pleuronectidae.
GAGAGAAGUAGAUCAUAUUUAACAAUCGUCUAUUUGAAAUGGAUGCCUUGGAGACAAAGAGCACUGACAGUUAAAGUGGGAUUAGAUAGAGGGAGUGGUACACUGACAAGAAAGACCAUAGACAUGAAGAAAUCAAUAGGGGAAGGAUGUCCAUGUCCAGACAUGAUGGAUCAUGAUGAGUCCUCAUUAUCACUCUGGCACUGCCUAGCUACGUUCUCUCUCACAGAUAUCUGCUCCUCUGACUCGAAUAGAAAACACAGAAACAUAUUAAGCAGCCAGGCUGAACGCAGCGGUCGCUAGCUUUACCCAUGUCAAGACAUAACAUUCUCUCAUUUAACUUAUGAGUUCAGAAACAGUUGUCGCUUACCUGAAUUGACCUUAUUGCAAGUCAUAUUUUUCACCCUGUCAGACUUAGCUGCAGUAAUAAAUUCAAGCAGAGUCAACAUUAUAUGAUGUUUAGAACAGGUCUGAGGGCUUACAGGGUUACGCAGUAAGAUAAGACUUGGCUGACUUGGCAUUUUCACAGCAAUAAACAUCAUGAUGAAUGACUGAGUUCAUGGGAAUAGAUCCCCCUGAAGCAAUGUAAACAUAAAAAUGGCUUGGUGCACAUUAGACUGGGGGUUUGUGUUCCAACUUGGUCCAAUCGCUUUUAGUAAGAAAUGUUGUUAAGCAUUAAACUGUCUAAGAAUUCACUUAUUAAUGUUUUUAUAAAAUAUUCUAAUCUGUCGUUUGAAAAUAUUGAAUCUUUGCUGUUUGUAUUAUUAUUACAUAAUUUAUAUGGAAGAUAAUUUGCUGUGUUUGUGUUUUUCAUGUGUGUGCCUGGGUGUGUGUAUGCUGUGGGUAGGGCAGUUGUAGAAUUUCUGUUACGUUUAUGCAAGCAAUUCAAAGGUCGUUUGUAGCAGCAGCGCUAUAUUUGCUAUCGAAGGGGCCAUCCAAGGUGAAGCCAAGCAGUUUCCUUCUUCGCUCUGUUUGUCUCUCAAACAUGUAUCCAUGUUGCUGGGUCAUCAUGACCAGGGCUGUGCUGCUGCACGGCUCUGAUAUAGCGUGUUGCAGUGCUGUAAAGUUAGCAACGGUUCAUAGCAUUGCUGAAGGUGCACAUGCUGGUCUGGGAAAGGCGAUUUCUCUACGCAGGGUGUGGUGAGUUACCCUGCCUGUGCGAUAAGAGCAGAAUGGGCCCCCGGGACCCAAAUAAUUAAGAUUCCCCCAGCAAACCCUGUACAAUGGAUUCACCAAAAAUAGUAGCCGCUGGCAGCAAUACAAAGUUCGGAAUAAAAAAGAAAACAACCCGUAAUCUCUUCUGCAUGUAAUAGACGGGAAAAUAUGAAAGUGAAAUUAUAUUAUACUAUGUUAUUAUCACAGCACGCAAGUUAACAUCUGUGUGAGAUCAUCACUGGAUAGCUGCCAUGAUGGCCCAUGAAAUAAAGAAUAAUGUGAUCCAGGAUCUUUUGCGAAAGGUUGUUUGUUUGAAAGAAACCCAUCAUAUGUUCAUGUCAUAGAAAUACUGAACAGUUAUUAGUUGAGUCUGUGUGUCUCUUUCUCCAGUAGCAGGCAGGUCAGCCUCCUCCCCCUGCUCUCACCUGGCGCUCAGCCCAGAAUGUUGCAGCAACUCUGCUAGCUCUCAUUGGUCCUCACACCACUGUGCGAGAAGGGAAAUGACUAACCUCUUCUCCCUCAUGCCCUGCCUCGACUUCCCCAUUGCUUUCACUCUUCCUUUCUUUCACCUCUAAGCACACUUGCGAUGGCCGGCUUUGCUGUAUUCGAAUAGGAAGUGCCUUCCCUGAUGUCUGCUGCAGCUUUGACCUGCUUCUACAGCUGAAGCACCACCCAGCUCCCUCCCCCCCGCCUUGCACGCUUGCUGCCACAGAAACACAAGUGCAAGGACGACAACCACACCCUCCUCGCAGCCUACGCUCCGACCCGCUCGUCCUCUCACCAUCAUCACCAUCCACUCCUCGCAGCAGGGCCCCAUCCUCAACUCUCCUUAAACAACGGCCCAGCUCCCCAACUGCUCUCCACCAGCUGACCAGCCUUACCACAGCAGCUCGACACACCACCAGGCCCACGCAGCAUCUCACACACCUUGCCUUUAACCUUCGCCUUUGACCCUGUAAGCCUCCACUUGGUCCUCAGUGUCCUUAACCUUCCUGUAUCAGGCUACACCCAGAAUAUCACCUUUGUUGCCUGCAUCACUGCGCCAAACCUGAGGGCUCUCGCUUUGGCCUGUCCGUCUGCUUGCCGCCUCGGCUUGUGAACGGUGUAGAUGAGACUGUUCAGCCAGCAAUAAACAGUGAGAGAGGAAAGUCAAGCUGAGACUGGCAACUUAAUUGUUAGACCAAGUCGUCUCCUGGAUAUAAUCACUUCGUCAGUGGUUGUCUAAUAAGGAAAAUGAUCCAUUAACAUCCCCAGCGAAACAUUGUGCUGUAACAUUUCACUUUGGACAAGGAGCUGUCUCAAUCAAUAGGAACUUUUUUUUUUUGAAUGUUUCAUUUCAACUUGACACACAAGUAUCACAGACUUUAACUGCACCCACAAGUCAACAAAAAAAAGACCUUAAAGUUGUGGAUUAAAACACUAGAGGUACUUUAUUCACGCUUUAACCGAUCUCCUCUCAGAAUACAUUUUGCCAGCGUGUUGCCAUGGCAAUGAACAUGGCACAUAUCCGUGACACAAAGUGGCUGACACUGGAAGUAUGUAGGGAGUUCCAGAGGGGCACGUGCUCACGCUCUGACCAGGAGUGCAAGUUCGCUCAUCCCGCCAAGAGCUGUCAGGUGGACAACGGACGGGUCAUUGCUUGCUUCGACUCACUCAAGGGCCGUUGUUCAAGGGAGAACUGCAAGUAUCUGCACCCUCCUCCCCACCUAAAGACCCAGCUGGAGAUCAAUGGCAGGAACAACCUGAUCCAGCAGAAGAACAUGGCCAUGCUGGCACAGCAGAUGCAGCUCAAUGCCAUGAUGCCCGGCACACAGCUACCGCCUAUGGUGAGAGGACACACAAGUAUGAACACAGCACAGCUACUGCACACGCCCAUGUUCUCGAUGGCGCCAGGCCUGGCCACCAAUGCCAGUGCAGCAGCAGCAGUCGCAGCCGCGGCCUUUAAUCCCUACCUGAGCCCUGUGUCACCAGGCCUGAUGCAGCAAGAGCUCCUACCCAGCACCCCUGUCCUCAUGGCGUCAAACCCCAACGUCGGCCAAGUUCCCAACGCUGCCGCUGCUGCUGCCCAGAAACUGCUGAGAACAGACAGACUUGAGGUGUGUCGGGAGUACCAGAGGGGCAACUGCUCCCGGGGCGAGGACGACUGCCGCUUCGCCCACCCCGCCGACAGCACCAUGAUCGACACCAACGACAACACCGUCACCGUGUGCAUGGACUACAUCAAGGGCCGCUGCUCCCGGGAAAAGUGCAAGUACUUUCACCCGCCAGCCCACCUGCAGGCCAAAAUCAAGGCGACGCAGCACCAGGUGAACCAGGCCACAGCCGCCGCAGCCAUGGUGAGCAGUCUGUACGAGCGCGGGCACGCACUCUUUCACACCCCCACAACAGCCAUGUACUCAACUCAGUCGGCUGUCAAAUCACUGAAGCGACCCCUCGACGCAACCUUUGACCUGGGCAUCGCCCCUAAUGUCAUGGCUCCCAUGCCUAAGCGGGCAGCCCUGGAGAAGGCCAACGGGGCCUCUGCCAUGUUUAACACUGGCAUGCUCCAGUACCAACAGGCGCUGGCCAACAUGCAGUUUCAGCAGCAGGCUGCUUUCCUCCCAUCAGGCUCAAUAUUGUGCAUGACACCUGCAGCCGGCGUUGUUCCCAUGAUGCACGGUGGUAAUCCAGCCGCUGUGUCUGGAGCCUCCACAUCUGCCACAUCUCCCUUCGCAACUGCCUCCGCCAAUCAGGACUCUUCCUUAUCAAAGUUGACUACCAACGAAUACAUGCAAUUGAUUCCAAUAAUAUCUGCAGAUCAUCUGAGUAGUCACAAGUACUUGACUCAAAUGUAGUUCCUCUCAAGAACAAUCAAAUGAAUGUGUGCUGGCACCGUCCAAGCCAAAAGAGUUCAGCCUUUAUGUACAUAACCUUCAGAAUGUCAAAGCAAUGGGACGAGGAGGGUCUGCCAUCUCUUAGCCGGUCCACAAAGCUGGUCUCAUCACACACGUAAACAUCAAGGGUGCAACACACGAUCUGUGCCAUGUUCCCACAUAUCAAUGUCAAGAAGAAUUUGUUAUCAAAUUCAACGUCCAGCCGAGAGAAGAGGAUGUUCUUGGUGCCGGGGUCAGUGCGUCUCCCCUCAGUGGGAAGCGUUCACAUUACACCUUUGUGUCUGACUCAGUCAUAGCACUCAAUUUGUUCUAAUCGUUAACAUUACUGCACGCACAGAAGGUCAAGAGCGUGGUUGCAUGAAGCAACAUCCAGUGCUGGUACGUUAGUAGACCAAGAUUUAUCUUUCCUUUUUUAUUUGUUCUGCUUUAUUUUUAUUUCUUUGUUUAAUCGAUAGCCAUAUUUCAUAGUUUACAAGUGAAACGCAAACAUGCACCUUGAAUUUCAAUUGAAAUCUGAAUGGCACAAUGAUUUUAACAGGAAUUUUUUUUCUCGCCAAAAGAAUUAGGCAUGUACAGUAUUGUGUUUUUACUGCUACUAGUGAAACUAGAUGUUGAAAUGAGGGUCUUGGACAUAUGAAUGUUCUGGGUAAACCAACAUACCUGUGUACCUUGAAAGCACAGCCAGGCUAGCUUUUUCUCACCUUGUCAUGUGCCAUCAUGGCCAUACAGCUAAAACCAGAGUGUUAUCUCAGCAGUGUUAUAUGUUUACCGAAGGUAAAAGUUUUAUAUGGCUCUUUUUUUGUAUUGUUUUCGUUUUUUAACUUUAAUCUAAUUAAUCAGUUUUAGAAGUGGGGUUUUGCCAUUUUCUUGUUUUUGAAAUUAAAAAUUGAGGGGGUUUCUAAAGUUUAUCAUACCUCUUUUCUAGUACUAGUGUUAUGUUUUUUUUUUCAUUUUUAUUGGGAUUAAGCUGUUGCUCAAGUCCAUUGACUCUAAAGCCUGGUGAAGUAGAGGGUGUAGCUUCAGUUGACAUCGUGUUACCUUGUUCCCGCUCUUUAAAAGAGAGGCGACUCUGAAACUGUGUCUCCAAGAAGCACUGUUGAGCCAUGUGUAGAUAGGAAUUUAAAACAACAGACCCAAAGGUCUAUCGGUCAUUUUAACCACAUGUGCACUUGAACAACUGUUUGUCGGAUCACCCUGUUCUCAUUUCUCACCCCAUUUUAAGCCCACUUUCAUUUUUUGAAGAAAUACAAAACAUCAUAUGACUCUGAAUUGUAUUUCAGGCAAAACAUGAAGGUCGUCAUUCACUUGUAGAUCUGACUAUGGAUACCAAAGCACAGUUUUUCUUCAUAAUCGUAUUCACAAAAGUUUAUAGAAGCAUCUCUCCUGAGGCUCAAACAUUUAAGGAAACAUGUUUAUCAUCCGUCAGUUUUUUAUGAUCACUUCCUGUUCUGUUUUCACAGAGGUGUGUAGUGUGUCUUUACCGAUUGUAAUGUACCUAACAAAGCCUUAGAUUACAAUUAAUGGGUCCCGACCCAAUCAAAUGUACUUUCAAUCACCAUGCAGGUAAAGAACACCAAUGACGUUUUAUGGUUCUCUCACGUGCCGCUUAUGAUCUUUUUUUUUUUAGUUCAUUCUCUCUAUGUAAAAGUAACAAUUACUCUCUUAAAUUUCAUUCAACUUAUGUGUUAUGUACUACUUAAGGAUUUGAAUCUAUUUGAGGUAUGUAGUUGUAGAUUUUUUCGUUUUUUUUUUUUUGCCUUACUAUAUAUUACUUGACAACAUUGAUAUAGCCGUUGUAGAUUUUGAGGUAGUAUGACAUUCAUAACUUUUUCAAACCAUAUAAAUGAUAAUGUGUUGAGUCAGUUUUAAAUAUUCACUUCAUUCAUAUAGCUGGACGUCUUUUUCAGUUGAUGUUACAUUAUCACUUAAUUUUGUUGAUGAAAGACUUUUUUUGAUACAAGGAAUGAGAUCAGUUAAUUUGCUGCCACUGCAGCAUCAAAACAACUAAUGUUUGAACCUUAAAUUUUCCUUGUAAAAUGUCAAGAUCACAUUUGAAAAUAUAUUGUAUUGAGAUAUAGAUUGUCCAUGUUUAAGAGUACAAAUUAUUUUCUACUGUAUCCAUUUCAAAAAGAUAUGUACUUUUGUUGGAAUAUUUCUUAAGUUUGCCCUGAAUGUCAGGCCAAAACGAGCAGUGAAAUUGACGGGUGUCUGGAUGUUAGUGAGAUUAGGAGCGAGAGAGAAACAGACUUUUCCGGACUGGAGGAGUCACGAAAUGCUGCAGACGAUGAGUUCUAACCUAAGGGACGAAGGUUGACUUUUUGCACUUCUGUAUAUAGUCAAAUGAACAGAGAAAAAAAAUGUGUAUCAUAUUGAGAUAUUAUUUUGAAUAAAAAAAAUAUCUAUAAUUAUAAGGAAUUUUGUUAGAUUAAUUUAAAUUCUUAAAUUAGAAGACCAGCUAAAAAAAUUGCUUGCAAAGAAGGGCACUAGUUUCUUGGCCAAAUGCAUUCAGAGAAAGCUAUGCGCUUUUUGUCUUAUUUUAUCAGUGGCUAGUAUUGCCAGGGAAUGUUGUCGGGGAGUAGACAUCCCCAUGUCAUGCAGACUCCACCCCUCUCAUCGGAUAACGCAUCCAACGAUGUCCAUGUAUCAUUUGUUGGACUUGGUCAUGCAGUAUUGCUGCUCCCAUGGUAUAGUUGACACAUAAAACUAUCAGAGAUUUGUAUUCUAUUAUAGUUUGAUUGAAUGCAUGUAAAAGUACAAACAUUUAAACAAAAGCAACUGCGUAGUUACAGUAUGUAAGGAAAAAUAACACAUUCAGAAUACACAGUAAUAUGUUUAUUUACAGUAGAUAACAUCCACAGUGGGGAGAAAUAAUACUACAAAAACAAGUCAUCUUACUCUUGUGUGAUGAAAUAUUUUUCCAAGUAAACAUGUUAUUUAAAGAAUGAUAAAAUAUUAGCACUCAUCCACCCCAGAUACUUUCUCAUAGCCAUAUAAUUACACCGACUCUGUGCACUCAGCAGGUGAAGGCUCACCACACCAAAUGCAUAUUUGGCCAAUUAGUAUUUCAGAUGAAUGUAAGAGUCACCAGUCAGCACCGAGCAUGUUUCUAAUGCUGGCUGCUGCGUCGGCACCAAAGAACCAAAGCACCGUUUUCUCCAAAUCCGAUGUUCGGCCUCCUGGCGCGAACAGAGGUUUCUCUUCCCUGCUGGGGGCACAUGUACGCUUUGACUGCUUUUUACUUGUAAGUGCAACCAUCAAUUAUGUAUUUGCUAACAACUGCAACACAAUAAUGUAAUAUUCUGUCUUCAGAUUUGUUUAUGCACAUUUUAUUGUUGCCAUAAUUGACUCUUGCUGUAUGGAUGAAAAAAAAAAAUCUGAAUAAAACAAUAUUUGAUUUGCUCAUGCAA